Saprolegnia parasitica CBS 223.65 is the source of this 5247-nucleotide messenger RNA. RefSeq lists its product as hypothetical. The transcript has a single exon. Lineage: Eukaryota; Oomycota; Saprolegniomycetes; Saprolegniales; Saprolegniaceae. Bases 1 to 5247 code for a protein of 1748 amino acids. The record is from RefSeq and is a predicted model, not a curated record.
AUGUGGUCGUCGGCCGAGACGGCCGUGGGCGUCGUCUACGUCAUGUGCACGCUUCUUGGCGGCGUCUGGUAUCUUCGACUCCUGACGCCGAGCUUCGCCAACGAUCUCUGGUGGCCCGGGUACAACCUCUCGGUGCACCAAGCCUUUCUCGUCGAUGUCGUCAACCAAAUCCUACAGACACAAGCCAACGGCACCUUUGACGUGCUUGCGCCGAUCGCUCUUGUCCCCAAGCGCUACGACGUGGGGGCCAACCACGCAUCGUUCUACCUCCCGUACAUACACGAGCAGCUUUUAACGCCACAGACGUCGUUCCAUCUCGUCGUGCAAGAGCUCCGUGCGCUCUCGGCCUACUGGGCCUUUCGCAUGAACGUGCAGUACUGCUGGGUCGACUUGAACAAGACGUUCGAAUUGGCCCACACGGUCGCGCGUCAAGGCCGCUGCGCGCGCAUCUACUCGACCAACGCGGCCGUCUACCUCGAGACGAUGCUGCGCAACCAAGACUGGUCCGCGAUGCAGGCCACAUGGGGCGGCAACGGCAUUCGCUUCAACGUGGCCAUCGAGCGCGGGCUCCAAGAAACCAGCCACGGCCGCAUGCUCUUAUCGGACAUGGCGAGUGCGAAGACGAGAACGUCGGUGGACGCUGAAGUCGCCUACUGGCAAUCGUUCGACGUAUCGCAUUAUACGCUGCAGUGGCAAAACCGGUGGGGCGCCGGUGUCGCCGAGACUCUAUUGCUUCAAAACGCGUUUGGGAUGACGCAGCAAAUCACACUCAAGGCGCUCGACCAGAUCACGGGGCCGUGGUCCUCCCAGACGAUGUUUUGGAUCCCGAUCCAGGACCUCUUUAGCGCCAUGGUCAUGAACCGCAGCUUGGUGCGCGGCACGAGCCGGUACUUUGGCGCCAACACGUCGGGCCUGCCGGCCGUGAACUUGGAGGGCUACCGCGGCAUCAACGUCGGCUCGGGCGUCGCGCACCGCUUCCACGAGUCGAUCGGACCGUUCCUCUCGGUCGACUGCCUCUACGUGUCACCACCACGAGUGCUGUGCGACGCGUACAACCGCUUUAUCGACCUCCUACACACAGAGCUCCAAGCCUCCCAUCGGCUCCGCGCCGCGUUCUAUGACAGCACCACACCGGUGGUCGCACCGAUACCAGCCGGUUGGCGCAACCGGUCUGCGUACUUUGGCGGCGAUCCCAUGUGCACGUCGGGCACGGCCACGUCGUUUGUGCAGCAGUCGUUCGACUUUUACGACGCUUGCACGAGCGCCGUGCCGCUGACGCUCUCGCCGUCACCCAGCGCGCUCCUGUGGGCGACCUUGGCCACGAAUGCAACCACAGCGCCUCCGUGGCUUCCGACCCAUUGGCCGACGAUGACCGUGCCCGAGGACCUUGCCGCGAUGGUAGCCGCGGUUCCGUUGGCGGUGCAUACGCUCAACGUCUCGCUCAUGCAGUACGCGGCGAGCAGUGGCCACAACAUGGACCUCUUGCUCCAGCCAUUGCUGGGCGACCCGACGACCGACCCGCAUUGGCACGCGGCGGGCUGGUGCUUCCUCUUUGAGUGGGCCCUCGGUCAGCGCGAGGUUGUCGCGUUUGCUGGCGACGUCUCGACCUUGGUGCUUCUCUCGAAUGCCUAUCCCACCCAAGCCUACAUUGCCAGCGAUGCGAGCCUCCAAUCGGCGACGCAGCUCGUGCUUACCAUGGUGGGUAUCUCGUCCAUGAUGCUGCUUCUCGCUGGCGCGGCCGCCCUCGUCGGUGUGAGUCUUGCCAAGGGACGAAUUGUCGGGCGCAACCUCUUGUACUUGAACCGCGUUGUCGGUGCCGUCUGGAUGGGCCGCCCGCUCGCGCUGAUUCGAGGCGUGAGCGCAAUUCUACUGCUCGCGACCGCCCAAUUGCACCUCGUGACCGAAGCAACCCAUAUGACCACGCGCCUUAAGGCAUCGCCACGGUCAAUCUUCGACACUUCGCUUCUCGCCGGCGAAGCCACGUGGGUGUCGUAUGUACUUGUCGACGUUGCUGUUGUUGUCGCGCGCGAGGCCGCGCCUUUGGCCGGUGCGCUCAGUGCGUGCAGUAGCUGGCUCUUUACACUUGUAUUGACGGUAUUGGUGCCCGUGGCCAUGGACCUACGCCUCGACCGGCGCUGCUCGCCCGACGACAUGGACUACGGCCUCGUCUGCACCUCGGGCGUGCUCCAUGUAGGCAGCUACGACCGUACGUUGCUGCUUCUUGGCGCGCAAGCGGUCUCGCUUGCGAUGGCGUUGGUGCUGACUCUGGCGUGGCGACGGCCGUCGCUCGACAUGCAUCGCAUCGUUCGCCUUGUCGGGAUGCCCGACGUCUUGAUGCGCCCGCUGGCGAAGACGACCCGCUUUGAUCUACCGACGUGCUUGCUCUGCGGCCUCGUGCCUCUCUCGUCCCAGCGCGUGUUUGACGUGACGCUCUGGGGACUUUACGACAAUCGGUUCUCCGUGUCUCGCCGCAUCGGGCUGCAUCCGAAAGUUGCUCGCGACGCCACUAUGGUGGUGCGUGGGCCAAGACUGCACUGGACGUGGUCCAGCGUCGUUGCGAGCAUCCGGAAUCGCAGUCGACGCUUCAUGACACUGGUUGCUCUGGCCAACAUGGUAAUUGCCGUAGUCAGCAGCGUCUCAUACUUUGAAGUCUCGCAGGUCAAUCUCGCCAACGACUACUACUGGGCCAACUUUAACGUCACGGGCGCCCACGCGUUUUUCGCGACCUGGCUCAACGAACAGCUCGUGCUCGGUCUGCAAAGCGCAUCACCGCUGCUGGAAGCACCGAGCGUGCUGCAAGAGGCUUCGUUUGCAGCCGAGACGGCGUAUGUCUUGGCCCCGACCAACUAUGGCGCGAUGCUGCAGCACGCAGAACUCGACACGAUCGAAGAGGCCAUUGCCGGCCUCCGGGCCUCGGACGCCUGCAUGGCCCCCUGGAUCUUCUCGCCCUACUGCUUUCUCGAUUUUGAUCGGACGUUCGAGGUCGCCUACUCGGCAGCGCGCCAAGCUCGCUGCCACGCCAGCAUGCGAGCCAACGGUGCCGUCUACCUCGAGUCUCUCUUGCGCAAUAUCGACUUCCGCGACUGGACGGCAUGCUGGGGCAGUGCGUUUGAAACCGCGUUCGCUCGGGACCUGCGCGGGUCCGUGGCCGGCCAGAAGUGGCUCGAUAUGGUAUCGGCGAGUCCAUUGCCCCUAUCAGUUGAAGUCGCCUACUGGCGCCAACACGGAGUCGAGCGCUACGACACGCAGUGGCAAAACUACAAGCGGAUCGGCGUCAUGAACAGCUACUCGAUCACGAAUGCCUACGGCGUGUCGAACGAUUUGACGCUCAUGGCGCUCAACGGUACCUACCGCGUCGACCGCCAGACAACAUACAAGAUGUACUGGUCCCUCGCCAACGACUUGAGUGCGAUCAUGCGCAAUAGCAGUGGCAUUGGAGGACGCAGUCUCUUGCGGAGCAGCAGUCAGUUUGCCUUUCUCAAUACGACACUCCAAGCCGUGUUGAUAGCGAACGGGACGCUGACGUCGCCGCUCCAAAACGGACUGGAGGUCGUCUCGCAGCGACUGGGGCCGUUUGGUACCGUUGAUAUGAUCUACAUCAGCGUGCCGCCGUUGGUGCUGCGGUUUGUCGCCGACGCGAUUCAGCGCCUACGGCACGUACUCGGCCAUACCAACGCCGGUGCCCAAGCAGCUUACUUUGGCAUCUCUCCCGUGGCCAUCUCGUACCCGAUCCCUAGCGUCUGGCUCGACCCGAACGUCGCAGCGUAUGGGAGCUCACCGCUCUGCCCCGAGCUGUCGGCGCCAAAACGGGUCUCGACCGGCCUUGCCAACAUUAUCGGCUUUGACCUCGCCUGCAUCGACAGUUCCCCCAUGCAAAGCAAGGUGGUGCCAACGCGCAUGAUGUACGUCGUGGCCAGCCUUCUCUCGGGGCUGGCGCUCCAGGACAUUGGUCGCAUCAAUACGUCUGCGAUCUGCCGCUAUGACGUUGCCAACGCCGGCAUCUGUCCCGCGUACCUCUUGGCGACCGUGCGCUUUGUCAACGACUACAUGCUCUCGCUCGCGCCUCUUAACGAGACGACGGCGUUCUUGAAAGAGGCGCAGACCGUUCAUUUGCACGUGGUGAGCAUGAACAUUAGCUUGAUGGUAUACGCCAAGCCGGCCAACAACGUCUUGCAGCUCUUACAAGCACCUGUCCUCACCGAUGACGCCUUUGCGUUUUUCGGGUGGACGUAUCUCUUUGACUGGGUGCUCGGGCACCGUGAAGUGAUUUCGUUUCGAGGUGACGCGAGCGCGUCGUCGCUAACGCUUCUCACGGACGCCACACUGCCGCUGCGGCAGCAGGUGCCGGCGUGGCAGGUCACUGGCGACUUUGCCCAGUACUCGCGCGCAUGUGUCUACUAUGUCACGUGCGUUAUGCUCGGUGUCGCGAUCGUCGCGACGGGGUACAUGCUCACGACCCGCGGCCAUUUUGAGGGCCAAAAUCUGCUCAAGUUGGAUCGCAUCGGCGGCAUUGUGUGGGUCGGUCGUCCCGUCUUGUUUCUUCGGAGUCUCACCGCGCUCUGCCUCCUCUCCACGGCCAGCCUGGACCUCGGCACGUCGGGUUUCGUCAGCUACUUUGACCGAACGCCGUUGCCGUUUUACAAGACGCUACUGGCGUCCUGGGAAGUCGCGUGGCUCGUUGUCGUCGUCGACGACAUGGGGCUUGUCGUGACACGCGAACACGCGCGGUGGUACCUCUCGAUCCACUCGGUGGUCGUCUGCUGCGGCGCAGUGUUCUACUCAUACUUUAUUCCGGUCGCGCCGAGUUUGGUUGUUCAGAAGCAGUGCCACGUGGUCGAAAUGGACAUGCAAUUACUCUGCACAUCCGCCGACUCGAUGAUUGGACACGUGCGUCGACUUGUCGGUAUCGUGGUCUGCACGAUCCUGUCGCAUCUGCUCGGGUACAUUCUGGCGCGUCUUGUGAUUGGACCGUUGCGACCGACGAUGGUGACGUCGCGCCUCUUGUCGGCUGGCGCCAAGUACUUGUACAACCACAGUCGCUGCGUCGUACACGGUGUCUACUACCUGGACCGGGCGUCCGCGGCGCUCAAUGGUGUCCUCACGUACCGCCACCAGAACGUCCUGUAUGCAUUCGACAUCAAGCUGUGGCGGAUCCUUGCUGCGCCCGUGCCAGACGACGGGGAUCUGCGAGACGCGCUGCCACUCCCCGAUGGAGUGGUGGGCAAUGAGCCGUGGACGACGUUGUAA